UUUCUACUACAUUUAUGAACGAUAUCCGGUUUCAUAAUCUGUAAGACGUGACCAAUUAAUCAAAUAAUUGACAUAAAAUGUCCUAUCAAGAAUAUGAUCUCAACAAAAUUCUACGUUUCAAAUUGCAUAUGAGAAUCAAUGUACUAAAACAUCAACUGAGCUGUCUUAUUUUCUAGAAAUACUGCAUAUUGAAAAUUACCAUUCUAUAGUUUAAAAGGAUUAGGUUUGUCAUAGCCUACUCAGCAUCGAAAUUUCUGGUGGCUCAAUAAAAAAACCUUACACGGUGACCUACUCCAUUUUCAAUCUUUUCAACUGAUUUUUUUCUUAGCUUGCACAGCAAAUAAUUUUAAUGGAAAACGUGUUGGGGAACGAUUCUUCCCUCUUUGGUUCGAAUGAAGACUCUAACAUCGAGAGUCUAGAGGUCUUCAACUACGACUCAGUCUACAGUCAGGUAGAGCAGCUGGUGAUGGACAACAUAGCGGGGUCAUCUGCACGUGCUACUGGCGAAAUCAAUGCGACAGCAAUUACGCCCAGUCACGCUUCUACGAAGACAGGGCAAACUCGCCGAGCCCUUUCCAGACAUUCAGCAUCUCUUGAGAUGAUAAAAGAAAGCACUAAGGAGACUCGUGAAUGUCGGAAGCACAGGAAAAGCGAAGGAGCGUCUCAAACUUGCAGACAAGACUCGAAGGGAGAACAGGCUUCGCUGCAAGGGAGACAACAUAGGGACUCCAAGAGCGGAGGUGAUAAAGAAAACAGCUGCAAGAGAAAACAGGUCAACUUCAACUCAAGAAGGAGGAUCAAAGUAUGCGGAGUAGAUGACCUGCAAGUACUGCGGAAGAAUGCGCACCACAGACGCCACAACUGCAGCUUCACAGCCGGACUAGACGGACACAACAGUGCUUCGAGUGGGGAUGAGUCAUCAUUCCACCAUCUGAGUGCAUCUGAAGUUGAGUUAUGUCAACAUGCGAUUGGUGGGGUGAUUGGACAAAAGAAGUCAGGGAAGCAUCGCAAGGCCAAAGGGUCAAAAACUGUUACAACUGACGGAGUGUUUUCACAUAAGCACAAGACGAAGCACCGCACUGUUCCUUGCAGCUAUGCGGCUUUGAUCACCGAUACUUUGACUGAACGAAAAACAUCGCGACACAAAAGGGAAAUCCAUCAAGAGAGGCGGUUGACUGAUGUCAAUCACGUGGAAGCGGAGAAUGCUAUCAGACGGCUGUGGCAGAGAUUCACAAACAUGAACUGUUGUUAGGUUAAUUGGAUCAAUUGAUUAAC
Molecule: messenger RNA, 1275 nt
Organism: Symsagittifera roscoffensis
Lineage: Eukaryota; Metazoa; Xenacoelomorpha; Acoela; Convolutidae
Exons: 4
Coding region: 350-1252 (300 amino acids)
Source: RefSeq, a predicted model, not a curated record